Messenger RNA from Pseudogymnoascus destructans, 651 nucleotides. RefSeq lists its product as uncharacterized. The record is from RefSeq and is a predicted model, not a curated record. The transcript is spliced from 6 exons. The coding region runs from base 1 to 651 and encodes 216 amino acids. Lineage: Eukaryota; Fungi; Ascomycota; Leotiomycetes; Thelebolales; Thelebolaceae.
AUGUUGCAUGUUGAAGGACUCGCUGAGGAGCAGCAGAGUCCCGGGGACAUGGACGUACUUAUAGGAUUCGAGACGAAUGCCCAGGGGAAGGGAGCGAGUGUUACGACGGAACAAGAAGGCUGGCCAACUACAGGACAGGAAGGAGGGAGGUCGCAUGAGACCGGCCCUGGACUCCGAGGACUCCGAGGACUCGAGACUCCGAGGACUCAAAUUGUCAAGGGGCUCAAGUAUCUCGCCUCAUGCCGGCUCGAGCAUGGCUCUCUUAGCUGCUCUAACAUUCUCGUAGGCACAGAAGGAGAUAUAAAGAUUGCCGGUCAGGAAUGCUGCAGGGAAAUGACUCCUCCGGGUCGGGCAAGUUCGCGAGAUAUGGUGUCUCUAAUGAAUAUUGCCACGAAGCUGAUGCAGAAGAGCGCCUACGAGGAUGGGGCCGGCGGUGCCCACGACAUGGAGCGAUGGCCAGCCGACUGCAAAGCUGUUGACUUCCUGGCCAAGAUCCAGGUAGCCAGGUCAUUUGACGAGCUAUUAGAUCAUCCGCUUUUACAGCUUAGUUGGAAAAAAGAAGACCUCAAGUGGAUGGUAGCUCUGGCGGCAGUCAGUUCUCACCGAGGCUUCCGGUACCAUGAACAGGCGCGAGAUGUUAUGGAAGCAUAA